UUGUGAGCCUUAAAGCAAGUAAUAACCAAAAUCAACGAGGCGUGUCCCAAGCUUCCUUACUGUUGCUUCCGUUUUGUCAACGGAAUUAACUCAUUCUUCUCUUCCUCUACCAUCCACCACUCACUCACUUUCUUCAACAUUUAUGUUCAUACCACUCUGAAAACCAAAACCGGGUCACUUCCAAGUUCUUCUCCUUUCCUCUGUUCUCAGUUUGGUCCAACUCCAUCAAAUUUUUCUUCACCCAAAUGGAUCAAGGAAGAGAUUCUGCACUUACCCAGAUGAGGAAAUCCGUUGAGAAGCUUGGUUCUUCUGCAGAGGGGUAUGGGGACCCUACGUUGAUGAGGUUUUUGAUAGCUCGAUCGAUGGAGGUGGAUAAAGCAGCAAAGAUGUUUCUGCAGUGGAAGAAGUGGAGGUCUGCCAUGGUGCCAAAUGGAUUCAUUUCAGAAUCUGAAAUUCCGGAUGAAUUGGAAGCAAGGAAGAUCUUCUUGCAGGGGUUGUCUCAGGAUAAAUUCCCUGUCAUGAUUGUUCAAACCAACAGACAUUUUGCUUCCAAGGAUCAGAUUCAAUUCAAGAAAUUUGUUGUAUAUCUACUGGACAAGACAAUUGCAAGUGCUUUCAAAGGAAGGGAGAUAGGAACUGAAAAGUUGAUUGGAAUUAUUGAUCUGCAGAAUAUUUCAUAUAAAAAUAUUGAUGCACGUGGGUUAAUCACAGGUUUUCAAUUUUUACAGGCUUACUACCCAGAACGUUUAGCAAAAUGCUAUAUGUUACACAUGCCAUGGUUUUUUGUGAGUGUUUGGAAACUAGUUUCUCGCUUCCUAGAGAAGGCUACAUUAGAAAAGAUUGUAAUUGUAUCCAAUGAGGAUGAGACAAGGGAGUUUGUAAGAGAGGUUGGUGAAGAAGUUCUCCCAGAAAUGUAUGGUGGAAGAGCUAAGCUUGAAGCUAUCCAAGAUGUUGAAUUGCCACCCCUAGAAAACGGAACAACAAACUGAUUAAUAUGAUUGCGCAUACAGUCAUUGAGGAGUCUUGUAGGGGGCAUCUGAUGCUUAAAGUCUAACCCUGUCAUCUAUUAGAACUUCCUUUCCCAGAAACAUGUUUAAUAAAAGCUAAUCUUGUCAAAAUAAUAAUUUCAUAAUUCAUCUCUUAUCCAUUCAAUUUUACA
Molecule: messenger RNA, 1159 nt
Organism: Glycine soja
Lineage: Eukaryota; Viridiplantae; Streptophyta; Magnoliopsida; Fabales; Fabaceae
Product: phosphatidylinositol transfer protein CSR1
Exons: 6
Coding region: 246-989 (247 amino acids)
Source: RefSeq, a predicted model, not a curated record